Molecule: messenger RNA, 752 nt
Organism: Solanum lycopersicum (tomato)
Lineage: Eukaryota; Viridiplantae; Streptophyta; Magnoliopsida; Solanales; Solanaceae
Product: MADS-box transcription factor 47-like
Biological process (GO): regulation of transcription by RNA polymerase II
Molecular function (GO): protein dimerization activity; RNA polymerase II cis-regulatory region sequence-specific DNA binding; DNA-binding transcription factor activity, RNA polymerase II-specific
Source: RefSeq, a predicted model, not a curated record
UCGCAAUACCCUCAUCCCCUCGCAUUAACAAAUAAGGCGCCUCUCUGUUGCUUGGCGGCAAAGCGAAGUUCUUUCGUCUAGAAGAGAAGAGAAAACGCCAUUGGUGAUUUUUUCUCUGUCGCUCGCUCGCUUUUGUUGGUUUUACUUCCGUAUCCAUUGAAUUGUACUAACUUGUUAUCAACUUCAAUGGAAUCAUCACGUUAAUUUCUGCCAACCAUGGUACGUACAAAAGUUGAAAUCAAGAAAAUUGAGGAUAAGGCUAAAAGGCAUACCACUUUCACAAAACGUAGACAAGGUCUGUUUAAGAAAACCAAGGAGUUGGUCAAAAGAUGCGACGCUGAAGCGGCUGUGAUCACGUUUUCUUUGGCCGGCAAUAUCUUUGCAUUCGGUCAUCCCUCUGUUGACACCGUGGUGAAUCGCUACAUUGCUGCCACAUCUGCUCCGGAGAUCGGUGAAGUUGUUCCGGUUGAUGAAGAGGCAGUGGAAGAUUAUGUGACCUUGGGACUGGAGGUGCCACUUGAUGAUAUGGGUAUGGAUGAACUUGAUGAGUUAGAUCGCACGAUGAAAGAGAUGAAGAAGAAAGUUGUUGACAGAAUAGAUGGGAUAGCUUCAAGUUCAAAGAAGUGAGAUUACUUUACGCAGGUUUAAUCUUGAACUGAAUAUACUUACUUCAUCAACAAUUUUAGGUACAUUAGUGAAUUCUUUAACCUUCAUACUACUUCUAUGAUUGACUUGCUUGAAUUGGUGCUGAA